This is a messenger RNA of Pseudo-nitzschia multistriata, 1925 nucleotides long. The record is from the annotation of a GenBank genome assembly. Lineage: Eukaryota; Bacillariophyta; Bacillariophyceae; Bacillariales; Bacillariaceae.
CUGCUAUCAGUGACCAUAUACUGUGUCCUCGGAGGCAGCCAGUACUCGCCCUGCAGCCCURCACGAUCCAACCUCAUCGCGAGAGCCUGUCCCUGUCUCUCUCAUCUUAACGAUUUUUGAAGUGAUUCGCGUGAACAGAAAACGAGACCAAGGAUCGAGAAUGAUUCGUCGUCGUCCCCAAAAUUCUMUUUCURAAACGACGGAUUCCACCAAUGGCAGCAAAACAGAGAGUGCAAGUAAUGGUGCUACGAGAAGAAGCCCUGAUCAAAGCKCAUGUCAUCGAUUUCUGUCUUCUAAGCUGCUUCAGGCAGCAACCUUGGCGGCAUGCAUUAUUGUUCUCUUCGAGACCGCGAAUUACCUUGAUUCCGUCUACACAAUAAACACUAGUUACAAACCGAACAACAUGAUUGAUGGGACGGAACGAAAUAUAAUYGGCGCGGCUAAUAARAAUGAUCAUGGGGCGAAGGUAGCUGGAACGACUGACAGCCGCGUUCGUGCCCUCAGCAUCAGUGACAUUCCAGAUGUUCGGCACGAGGCUGGUGCKUUUAAAGCCAUCAAGGCGCGGUUUGAUUAUGCUACCAGUAUUGGUCAGUCGGAAAAUCGAAACAAUUUCAACAACACUUCUGGCCAAUACUUGCUGGAUUUUGGAAUCAUUGGYUUUCCGAAAUGUGGCACGACGACGAUGAGUAAGUUACCAGUUAGUGUUUCAUCUGCAUUUUAUUGAAGAGGUUCUAGAUACAUCGGGGGAAGAGACAAAGAUCCACGGGCGCAAGUCCCUUUGCCUAGUACACUAAUAGCGCUCGAAAACCAAAUCUUGUUACAACGUAAACAAUUGUCGAACCUGGUAACUCCGAAACCCUCUUUCACRCUCCAUUCCGAAACGAAACAGUGAAAUGGUUGAAUAUGCACGAGCACAUGGCGGUCCUAGAUUUUGAAAUCACGGCGCUUCAAAAAAAUCAUCCUGCUCGCAUUCUCAACUACAUGAUACGCGACUUACCCGAGGGGAGGUUUCGGAGGGGGUACAAGAGUCCUACCGACGUUGAAGACGGUCGUGCUCGUAACAAGCUGGGGGUUCAUUAUGGCAAAACGAAAUUGUUGGUGGGGUUGCGUCAUCCAGUCUUGUGGUUCGAAUCCUUUUACAACCACCGGGUCCAGAACGGCUACGAGAUGCCCGAUAUUUUGGAAGUUAUCCGCGACAGAGGCCGUAGGGUGCUUUUGAACGAAUGCCCGGGGAAUUUCAGAGGAGUUUGUUUCAGCCGUGCCAAUUUUCAUCAUGCCCUGGCCAAGUGGGGUAAGACCCCACUGUUAUUCUUGCCAGGCAACGAUACCGACAAACGAUUCGGUUAUACAAACUACGACAACGAUCGGGAAUUCUCRCUUUUUACCGGCAAAAGCAAGCAGAAUUUGCUAAAGGAUAUGAACAAYACGGAUGUUUCUCCRAACCCAAUGUUCUUGUAUGAUGUCAACCAAUUGCGAAUGCCACCUUCGGUGAUGGAUGGCAAUGACAAAGGUGCCAUCGAACAAGAACGCGUUUAUGACGACUUUGUGUUGAACUUGCAAGGCUUUCUAAAUGUCCCACAAAAUGURUCGGCCAUGCCAACCAUGAUAAAAGAAAAGCCGGGCAAGACAAAGGGGAUCGACGCCUCAGAGCAGCUGCGGCGUGACGGUUUGAAGAUUGAUAUGUGCGACGAAAAAUUCGCGAUGCCCCGAAAGUGGCUGCUCGAAAUAGGUGCGAAUGUCCACCUGUGGAUCCGGGAUUAUUUUUCGAAAAGCCCCCACAAUGUGUUUGCCGGUGGAAGCAGAGGGAGUCCAUCRGCGUCGCAAUUUWUGACCAUACUACAAUCCUAUGCAGAAGAUCCUUGCCCAGAACGAGUGCAAAAACGAAAACAGCUAGAAMAGAACUGAAAGAAAAGGCGGCGCACARU